CUCUCUCCCUCUCUCUCUCUUCUAUGUACAUCUCUGAGUAAACCUGCAAAACCCUAGAUUAGUACAGUGGUCAUCGAUUCGCUGUCAUUUUCUUGGUCCAGGGGAAGGCGAGAAGCUCAACAUGGACGGAGUCGAUUCAACUCGAGCAUUCGUCAAAGAUGUCAAGCGGCUCGUCAUCAAGGUGGGGACUGCUGUAGUCACUCGGGCUGAUGGAAGGCUAGCCCUUGGAAGGUUAGGAGCACUUUGUGAACAGAUUCAAGAACUGAACUCCCAAGGAUACGAGGUUAUUUUGGUGACAUCCGGUGCUGUUGGUGCUGGUCGCCAACGACUUAGAUAUAGGAAAUUAAUCAACAGCAGCUUUGCUGACCUCCAAAAACCACAAGUUGAGCUUGAUGGGAAGGCUUGUGCAGCUGUGGGACAAAAUGGUCUCAUGGCUCUCUACGACACUUUGUUUAGCCAGAUGGAUGUGACAUCAGCUCAGCUUCUUGUGACUGAUAAUGAUUUUAGGGAUACAGAUUUUAGGAAGCAACUAACUGACACAGUCGAAUCAUUGUUGGCGCUGAAGGUUAUUCCUAUAUUUAAUGAAAAUGAUGCUGUCAGUACAAGGAGAGCUCCAUAUGAGGACUCUUCUGGUAUAUUUUGGGACAAUGAUAGUUUAGCAGCUCUAUUAGCUUUGGAGUUGAAAGCUGACCUCCUUGUUCUAUUGAGUGAUGUAGAGGGUCUCUAUAGCGGCCCUCCAAGUGAUCCACAAUCAAAGCUACUUCAUACAUACAUCAAAGAAAGGCACGAGAAGGUGAUCACUUUUGGAGACAAGUCUAGAGUGGGAAGGGGGGGUAUGACUGCCAAAGUAAAAGCUGCUGUUUAUGCAGCCCAUGCCAGCAUCCCUGUUGUAAUUACCAGUGGCUUUGCUACUGACAAUAUCAUAAAAGUACUCCAAGGAGAACACAUUGGUACCCUCUUUCAUCGAGAUGCACACAAAUGGGCCCCACAUGGAGAAGUUGAUGUACGUGAGAUGGCAGUUGCAGCAAGAGAAUGUUCCAGACGACUUCAGUCCUUGUCUUCACAAGAAAGGAGUAAAAUUUUGCUGGAUAUAGCUGAUGCACUGGAAGCAAAUGAAAAAGUGAUUUUAACUGAAAAUGCAGCUGAUGUUGCUACUGCCCAACAGGCUGGAUAUGAGAAAUCAUUGGUAUCUCGGCUGGCACUAAAACAGGGGAAGGUUUCAAGUCUUGCAAACUCAAUUCGAGUGCUCGCAAAUAUGGAAGAGCCAAUCGGUCAUGUUUCGAGGAGAACUGAGCUUGCAGAUGGAUUCAUAUUAGAGAAGACAUCAUCUUCCUUGGGUGUUCUCCUGAUUAUUUUUGAAUCACGACCUGAUGCACUAGUACAGAUAGCUUCACUAGCUAUCCGAAGUGGGAAUGGGCUCCUCUUGAAAGGGGGGAAGGAGGCCAAACGAUCCAAUGCAGUCUUGCACAAGGUUAUUACUUCAGUCAUCCCAGAAAAUGUUGGUGGGGGACUUAUUGGACUUGUUACUUCCAGGGAAGAGAUCCCUGAAUUGCUUAAGCUUGAUGAUGUGAUCGAUCUUGUGAUUCCAAGAGGGAGCAAUAAACUUGUUUCGCAAAUCAAAGCUUCUACAAAAAUUCCAGUUCUAGGUCAUGCUGAUGGAAUUUGCCAUGUUUAUGUUGACAAGUCUGCUAAUAUUGACAUGGCAAGGCGCAUUGUUUUGGAUGCCAAAACGGAUUAUCCAGCAGCCUGCAAUGCCAUGGAAACACUUCUUGUUCACAAGGACUUUAUGCAAGAUGGUGGUCUUAAUGAGCUUAUUGUGGAACUUCAAAUUAAAGGUGUUACCAUUUUUGGUGGGCCAAGGUUGCGCUCCUUGGUGAAUAUUCCAGAGGCACAGUCAUUUCAUCAUGAAUACGGUUCACUGGCUUGCACUGUGGAAAUUGUGGAUGAUCUGUAUGCUGCCAUUGAUCAUAUACAUCGGCAUGGAAGUGCACAUACUGAUUGCAUUAUAACAGAAGACCAUGAAGUUGCAGAAGUCUUUUUACGUCAAGUUGAUAGUGCUGCUGUAUUCCACAAUGCAAGUACAAGAUUCAGUGACGGAUUUCGUUUUGGACUAGGUGCAGAGGUUGGGAUUAGUACUAGUAGGAUUCAUGCUCGUGGUCCAGUAGGAGUUGAGGGAUUGCUAACAACACGAUGGAUUGCAAGAGGAAGUGGGCAAGUGGUGGAUGGUGAUAAAGGGGUUGUUUACACUCACAAAGAUCUCAGUUUACAGGCUCAAACCCAUGCCAAUGGAACCGUUUGACAAUCCUCUACACAACACAAAAUAAGUUUUGUUGAUUGUGUCAACCUUGGCAGGGGUUGUCAUGUUAGAACUACAGAAUUCUCAAGAGUCUUAGUGAAUUGGUUGGGACAGGUGAAUGGUUCGUCGAAUUCAAGGAGACAAAGGCGUAAUGUAACAUUCUUGUUAUUAAUCCUACACAUAUUGUAUCGUAAUCUUGAACAAGUUUAAUAUUCGUUUUCAGAUUGUAGCACUAAUAAACUGUACCGAGGGCCUAGCAGAGAGCUUCUAGUAAUCAUAUUUAAAUUUCAAAUUGGGCAAUGUAACCGUUUAAUUCAAGCGCAAGUUCAAUAAAUCUCUACUUUUUG
Messenger RNA from Ilex paraguariensis (yerba mate), 2643 nucleotides. NCBI's taxonomy places the organism in Eukaryota, Viridiplantae, Streptophyta, Magnoliopsida, Aquifoliales, Aquifoliaceae. The record is from the annotation of a GenBank genome assembly.